This is a messenger RNA of Phycomyces blakesleeanus NRRL 1555(-), 1910 nucleotides long. RefSeq lists its product as hypothetical. Gene Ontology annotation, molecular function: phosphotransferase activity, alcohol group as acceptor; kinase activity. Bases 40 to 1755 code for a protein of 571 amino acids. Gene Ontology annotation, biological process: carbohydrate metabolic process. NCBI's taxonomy places the organism in Eukaryota, Fungi, Mucoromycota, Mucoromycetes, Mucorales, Phycomycetaceae. The record is from RefSeq and is a predicted model, not a curated record. The transcript has 2 exons.
CGAGUAAACUGGUAAUAAACAUAUACCUUUGGAGUAAUAAUGUCAAAAGAAAGCUAUUAUGUUGGUAUUGAUGUCGGAACUGGCUCGGCGCGUGCCGGUGUGAUUGAUUCUCAAGGAACCUUGGUCAGUAUAAGUGUCGAACCAAUCACCACAUGGAACCCAAAGCAUGACAUAUAUGAACAAUCAACCGCAAAUAUCUGGGCUAACAUCGCAAAAACCGUUCGUGAAGCCGUCAGAUCAGCGAAUCUCACCAGUGAUGAUAUCAAAGGAGUUGGUUUUGAUGCAACAUGCUCUCUUGUGGCCCUGGACAACAAGGGCCAACCUCGUUCAGUUGAUAUUCAAUCUGGGUUUCAAGACGACUCCCUCAACGUCAUCUUGUGGGCAGAUCAUCGUGCCAUUGACCAAGCCAGAAGGAUCAAUGCCACAAAACACAACGUACUCCGCUACGUAGGCAACACUAUUAGCCCAGAGAUGGAAAUACCAAAAACUCUGUGGCUCAAGGAAAACAUGCCACCCGCCAAGUGGGAUUCCCUGGCUUACAUAAUGGAUCUCCCAGACUUCCUUACUUUCAAAGCUACAGGUCACACUGCUCGUUCGACCUGCUCCUUGACAUGCAAGUGCUCUUACUUGCCACCCAAAGUCGGCCAGGGCUGGGAUGCCUCUUAUUUUGAAGCCAUCGGUCUCGGGUGUCUGGUAAAAGAGGAUUGGAAACGACUCGGAGGUGAAACAAAUGGCGGUGUUCUGCAUGCAGGAGACAAGGUUGGUAAAGGUUUGACAGCCCAGGCAGCAGCUGAACUAGGCCUCAAAGAAGGCACACCUGUGGGCUCAGCGGUUAUCGAUGCCUAUGCAGGUGCAAUUGCAACCCUGGGCGCAACAGCCUCUAAAACUGAACGCGACUCGAUGCUGCACGAAAGCACAAGCUUGGUCAGUCAAGGCAGUCAUCGUCUGGCCAUCAUUUGUGGUACAUCCAGUUGUCACAUUGCCAUGUCCCCGGACCCGAUAUUUGUACCCGGAGUGUGGGGUCCCUACCGUUCUGUUUUGGUACCAGACAUGUGGUGUGCAGAAGGUGGUCAAUCAUCUACCGGCCAAUUGAUCGACCACACUUUAUCUACACACCCAGCAAUCAAGGAAGCCCGAGAUUUGGCCGCCAAAGAAGACCUGAGUAUAUAUGCAUUCCUCAACCGUCAUCUCGAAAAACUUCAGAGCGAACGUCAGUUAAGUCGUGUCGAGGAUCUCACUCGCCAUCUACACAUCUACCCUGACUACCAUGGAAACCGCUCUCCUCUCGCAGAUCCCACCUUGCGUGGAACAAUUGUGGGUGUCUCGCUUGACAAGAGUAUCGAUGAUCUUGCUAGUCGCUACUUGGCUACGCUUCAGGCCAUUGCGUGUCAGACCCGUCAUAUUAUCGAGAGCAUGAAUCAAAAGGGGUACACUAUUGAUACACUGUGUCUUUCCGGAGGCCUGUGUAAGAAUCCGUUGUUCGUCCAGACCCACAGCAACAUUACUCAAUGCCGAGUGAUCCUUCCAGAAUCUAUUGAAGGUGCAGUUGUUGUCGGUGCAGCAUUCUUGGGGGCCAAAGCGGCAACUGGACAAGACCUUUGGGAUGUCAUGGUCAGUUUGGGUAAGGCUGGUCGAGUAAUAGAGCCUUGUAAGAACCAAGAAUCUAUUGAACAAGACAAUAGACGUUACAAGGUUUUCUUGGCUAUGCUGGAAGACCAAAAGAAAUACCGACAAAUUAUGGAUGGUUUAGUAUAGAUUUCCAUAAUUAUUUUAUUUGUAAUAUUGUUCUCUAUUUAUUUAUUAUUUGCUAUAUAUGUAUAUAACGUGCUAGACCUUUGGAUUACACGCUGUUAAAAGUACCCUCUGUACAUACAAACACAAAAUAUAAUAAAAUUAGCUUUUAAACUUAA